This is a messenger RNA of Vanderwaltozyma polyspora DSM 70294, 1686 nucleotides long. It is a transcript of the gene CCT5, whose product is annotated as chaperonin-containing T-complex subunit CCT5. The transcript has a single exon. Bases 1 to 1686 code for a protein of 561 amino acids. Gene Ontology annotation, biological process: protein folding. Gene Ontology annotation, cellular component: chaperonin-containing T-complex. Gene Ontology annotation, molecular function: ATP binding; ATP-dependent protein folding chaperone; ATP hydrolysis activity. NCBI's taxonomy places the organism in Eukaryota, Fungi, Ascomycota, Saccharomycetes, Saccharomycetales, Saccharomycetaceae. The record is from RefSeq and is a predicted model, not a curated record.
AUGGCGCAAAUGGGACCACAGACUAUGGAGAUGCCAGACAUGUCUAAUGCUAUUGUUGCUCAAGAUGAAAUGGGUAGACCUUUUAUUAUUGUUAGAGAUCAAGGUAAUAAGAAGAGACAACAUGGUAUCGAGGCUAAGAAGUCUCAUAUAUUGGCUGCUAGAUCAGUCGCUUCUAUUAUUAAAACUUCAUUAGGUCCAAGAGGUUUAGAUAAAAUUUUGAUUUCACCAGAUGGUGAUAUUACAAUUACCAAUGAUGGUGCUACCAUCUUAUCACAGAUGGAACUAGAUAAUGAAGUAGCUAAAUUGUUAGUCCAAUUAUCUAAAUCUCAAGAUGAUGAAAUUGGUGAUGGUACCACUGGGGUUGUAGUCUUGGCAAGUGCCUUGUUAGAUCAAGCUUUAGAAUUGAUUGAAAAAGGUAUUCAUCCUAUAAAGAUUGCCAAUGGGUUCGACGAAGCCGCUAAAUUGGCUAUUGCACAUUUGGAAGGUACCACUGACGAUGUUGCUAUUGAUAGCGAUCUUUUCAAUGAUUACCUAUUUAAGGCUUCUAAGACUUCCCUAGGUUCUAAAAUUGUUUCUAAGAAUCAUGAUAAAUUUGCUAAAAUGGCAGUAGAUGCAGUUUUACAAGUUAUGGAUAAAAACAGAAAGGACGUUCAUUUCGACUUGAUCAAAAUGGAAGGUAGAGUGGGUGGUUCUUUAGAUGAUUCACAAUUGAUCAACGGUGUUAUUUUAGAUAAAGAUUUCUCUCAUCCACAGAUGCCUAAAGAAGUUACUCCAAAGGAUGGUAAAUCAGAUGUUAAAUUAGCCAUAUUGACAUGUCCAUUUGAACCACCAAAACCAAAAACAAAGCAUAAGUUAGAUAUUUCUACCGUUGAAGAAUACGAAAAAUUACAAAAUUAUGAACAAGAUAAAUUCAAAGAAAUGAUAAACUACGUGAAAGAAGCUGGUGCAGAUGUUGUUAUCUGCCAAUGGGGUUUUGAUGAUGAAGCAAACCACUUAUUAUUACAAAAUGAUCUACCAGCUGUGAGAUGGGUCGGUGGACAAGAAUUAGAACACAUUGCCAUUGCUACAUCAGGUAGAAUAGUUCCUCGUUUCCAAGAUUUAUCAAAUGAUAAAUUAGGUUCAUGUAAAAGAAUUCAUGAGUUAGAAUUUGGUACCACAAAGGAUAAAAUGUUGGUUAUCGAACAAGAAGGUACCUCAUCAAAGACAGUAACAUGUUUUAUUCGUGGUUCAAGUAAAAUGAUAGUAGAUGAAGCUAAGCGUGCGUUACACGAUUCUUUAUGUGUUGUACGUAACUUGGUUAGAGACUCUCGUGUUGUAUACGGUGGUGGUGCAGCAGAAAUUACUAUGUCCAUUGCUGUUUCUGAAGAAGCAGACAGACAAAAAGGUAUCGACCAAUAUGCAUUCCGUGCUUUCUCACAAGCCCUUGAUACCGUCCCAAUGACUUUAGCAGAAAACUCAGGUCUAGAUCCAAUCGCAACAUUAUCAGCAUUAAAGAGUAAACAAAUUAAAGAAAAGACUUCAUUUAUAGGUGUUGAUUGUUUGGGUAAAGGUACAAGUGAUAUGAAAGAAUUAUUUGUAGUUGAUCCAUUCAUCGGUAAGAAACAACAAAUCUUAUUGGCCACUCAAUUAUGUAGAAUGAUCUUAAAAAUUGAUAAUGUCAUCAUUAGUGGCAAGGAUGAAUACUGA